CAGCUCAAAAUGUAGUUAUUAGUUACUAGUUAGUAACUAAGUUUGUCGUCAUUACCUUCUUCAUAAUUGGUUUUUGCUCAUUCGAGCCGAGAAUCGGAAAGUCAUUUGGCGGCUUCCUUUCUCGCUGUUCACUUAACGGGGAGCGUAACACCGUAACAUCUUUUCUGUUAUGAAUGCGCGCGAAACCCAGCAAGAAGACGUUUAUGAUGACCUCACUCACGCGCAUUUCUCCACUCGUCAACGCUCUCUUCCCUCUCUGCUACUCGCAUUUCUCCCUCGCCUGUCAAGUCCUCUUCCGCCGCCGCCCCAACCACCGCUUGCUCUUCCAUGGCUGCCUCCGCUAGAAUCGCCGUCGUCGGGGACGUGCAUGACCAAUGGAAUCUAGAGGAAGAUACAAGGGCGCUUCAACUCUUACGGCCGGAUCUGGUUCUAUUCACAGGUGAUUUCGGGAAUGAGAACGUUGAACUCGUCCAGAGUAUCGCAGAUCUUCAGUUCCCCAAAGCAGCUAUAUUGGGGAACCAUGAUUCCUGGACUACCCCAAAGUUCUCUGCAAAGACAAAAGAUCGCAUCCAACUUCAGCUGGAAAGCCUUGGCGAUGAGCAUGUAGGGUAUAGUCGUCUGGAUUUUUCAGAACUUAAGAUCAGUGUCGUUGGUGGACGUCCAUUUUCUUGUGGCGGAGAACAUCUGUAUCGGAGAAAGCUUUUGUCUGCAAGAUAUGGCGUCCAUGACAUGGAAGGAAGCGCCAGGAGAAUAUACAACGCUACUUUGGGUACUCCAGAAGACAAUUUGGUCAUUCUUCUUGCACAUAAUGGACCUACAGGUCUCGGCUCUAAUUUAAACGACAUUUGUGGGAAAGAUUGGUCGGUUGGUGGUGGUGAUCAUGGUGAUCCAGAUCUAGCACAAGCCCUGUCCCGCUUAAAAGACUCCUCGAACUUGAGCAUCCCAUUGAUCGUCUUCGGUCACAUGCACAAAGAGCUGGCAUAUCGCGCUGGUCUUCGCAAAAUGAUCGUAGUUGGAGAUGACGAGACCAUCUACCUGAAUGGGGCCAUCGUGCCUAGAGUGAAACCUGUGAGCCACGAACAAGGAGCUGCCCAGCAAAGUGAAGGCACGCUGCGAGCCUUCACCUUAGUCGAAAUCGUGGAUGGCCGAGUGGCGAGAAUCGCAGAGACUUGGGUCUCAGCUCUGAAAGAUGGUGGCGCGGCUGUGGCAGAGGAGCUAGUGUUGUUCGACAGCGAGCCAUUAGGGUAAAUUUCCAAAAGCAUGAGCUUCCAUUGUUGGUCAUUCCUUUGUAUGUAUACUUAUCUGCUUGACUUGUAUUAUCCACCAUUAAAACCAGGACCUUGGGUCCCUGUUGCUGUUUGUCGUAAGGUAUAUUGUGAGACCUGGAGUAGUUAUAAGGUGAGCUGUCAAUUAUCGGCAUUGUCUCUAUAGUUGAAAACAUACAUUGGUGGGUUGCACGUUACGAUUUGAUGAUGGAGGUGAUAGUGCAAGAACACUGAAACUAGGCUACUAAGAAAUGAGCAAAAUUGAUUGUGUGAUAGUGUUUACAAAAGCUUGGGAGAGAACGAAUUAGAAAGAGAUAUUGAUAAGGUGAUAAAAUUUUAUAGGGAUAUGCACUAAAACUUGGUGGAUCUAAGCUAAAUUUUUUAAUAUUUAUAACCUAAACAACUUUUUAUUCGAACUUUGUGAGAGGCUAGAAUAUACUCGAAUCGUUUUGUGGCAAAACAUCAAGAUAUGAUCGUUAAGAGAUCAUAACUUCCAAAAGUCUUAAAAAAUAUUUGUUGUCUGUGAUUAUUAAUUUAUUAUUACUAAUUAAGUAUUCGGGACUCGAGAGUGAAGCAUUUUCUUCAGUGGACUUGUUUUACAAGAUCAUCGAAGCAUCGAGUUGUAAUGUGAAUCAAUAGUUGUAUACUCGAAAUUAUGAGAUUAAGAAUAUAAAGUCGAAAUUAAAUCAUAUCUUAUGAAGGUCAACUAUAUUUCAGCGAAUACAAAUACGAAAUCAUCUACGUUUUGUGAAAGAAGUGAUAGAGAUCCAUGGCUCCUAAAGGAAUUGGGGAGUCCACCAUGAUGCUAUGCCAACUAAGUUUUCUUUUUCACACUAAAGAGUAAAGAGCAUAACUUUCUUGUGUCUUUUGAAGAGCCCCAUAUUUCCAAGCAUUCCCUUAAGUAGGGGGUACUCCUUUUUCAUUUUUUGACCCGGUCCAUGUUAUCCUUGUAGUCAAAUCAAGUCCUACAACAAAAGCUAUUAUGACAUUUCUUUUCCAAACAAAAAGCAUUACAUCAUACACUCUCCAAAUGCACUUGCAUGAAAAAUGUGUGGGAGACAAAUGGCACCUUGUGUAGGUAAGUGAUGAAUUGUUAUGUGAUUCGAGUUUUGUAUUCCGUGAAUAUGUGAAUCUUUUAUGUGAUUUUUAAUCGAAAUAGAACUCAUUGAUAAAUUGGUGAUAAGAAUUAAGGUAUCUAGUUCAUUUAUUGUGACAACCCAACAUUUCAUUUUCAAUAUUAUUAUGGUUGGUUGGUGUUGGAGGACCAUAUAGGUUGGCUCCCACUCCUCUCUUUCAAUUCCUAAACCCUAACUCAUUGGCCAAUUGGUCCCCAUAUGAGGAGGGUAGUGGACUAAUCCUAUUCAUAGCCUACCCAUGUUGUCCAUUCCAAACUAAAGGAAUUCCUAGUUGCCUAAGCUUUCUCCAAAACUACAUAGUGCCCAUCCCUUUCUAGCUAGUAUUACAAGGCAAGCUCUUGUCUUUACUUUCCAUCAACGUUGUCAAACCGGUUUAUACUAGUGUGCCGGUUUAGCAAGUGGAAUGGUUCAACCGGUGGCACAUACCAGUUUGUGCCGGUUCAUGCCGGUUAAUAUUACAAAUAAAAUUAUAAAUACUCAUAUUUAAA
Messenger RNA from Linum trigynum, 2889 nucleotides. NCBI's taxonomy places the organism in Eukaryota, Viridiplantae, Streptophyta, Magnoliopsida, Malpighiales, Linaceae. The record is from the annotation of a GenBank genome assembly.